AAGCAAAGUAAAUGUCAAAAUUUAUUCAGACUCGCACUCUCGCAGUCGAGCUCUGUCUCUGCCUCUGCCUCACUAGCAAGUAGUGAGUAGUUGCAAAAAGGUGAAAGUAGACAUCGUUGUCAUCGUGAUUUGGUGAAAAUUCCUAAUAUUUUUAUAUGUAGCUACUGAUUUAAAGUAACUUGUAAAUAUUAAAGAUCUUAGACAAUGAGAUAAUAAACAACGAAGAGCAUUUUAAUUUUAUACCAAAAAUCCAUUUCGUUUAGUCAUAAGAUGUGAGUACUCUAUUUAUGUAACUUCAAGCUAAAAUGUAUGCUCGUCAAUCAACAACAAAAAAAAUAUAUAACUUUUGCUACGGGAGUCUUAACCGUUUAUGAUUUAAGACUGUGCUACAUUUGUGCAAUAGACUGGAUGAUAAUCGAAUUAAUUUGAAUAACGUUAACGUUAAAAGUACCUAUACCUACUACCCACUUAAUUAUUCACCCUGUGUUGUUUUAUUCAUAUAGAUAUUCAUAUUCAUAUAGCGAGCGCGCUCCAUCACUACGUUGGCAGAGUUAGAGUUAGUUACAACAAAUGAUUCGCCGUGUCAUAACGUACUCGAUAGUAGGUGCUGGUGCUGUAGGCACUGGAUUGAGUCUUCGAGCCAACGACUAUGACGUCAAUUCGCUGGGCAUUGUCCGUUUAUCGAGAUCCGCCAAAACUGUGUUUGAUGUUGCACUUACCUACAAACGAGAGCUCUACUAUAGAGAAUGGGACAAAUCUUCACCAGAGUACAAAGCAGAAAAGAGUCGUGUGCACAAAAUUGCUGCCCAAAAGUUACUCGAAUUGAUGUGCACUAACAAGGGCGUUUACAUAAAAGUUGGACAACAUGUUGGCGCUCUGGACUAUCUGCUGCCCAAGGAGUUUGUUCAAACUAUGAAAAUUCUUCAUUCGGAUGCACCAACAAAUCCUGUGGAAGAUCUGUACAAAGUAAUUAAGCAGGAGCUCAAGAAACAUCCGGAUGAUUUGUUUGAAUCAUUUGAUCCAAGUCCACUUGGCACAGCUUCGCUGGCUCAGGUUCACAAAGCAAAGCUAAAGACCGGUGAAGUGGUGGCAGUAAAAGUACAGCACCCUUACGUGAAGGGUAAUUCCGUUGUGGAUAUGAAAACGAUGGAGAUUCUAGUCAACAUUAUGGCCAAAAUUUUUCCCGACUUUAAAAUCAAAUGGUUGGUGACUGAGACUAAGAAAAACCUCCCUAUGGAAUUAGACUUCUUAAACGAAGGCAAAAAUGCCGAAAAGGUGGCAGGACAAUUCAAACAUUACAAUUGGUUAAAGAUUCCAAAGAUAUACUGGGAAUUAUCGACUCCUAGAGUUCUAGUCAUGGAAUACCUCGAUGGAGGCCAAGUUACUGAUCUGGAUUACAUAAAGGCAAACAAAAUCGAUCGUUUUUCAGUGGCCAAUAAAAUCGGCCAGCUCUAUUCAGAAAUGAUUUUUACCAAUGGCUUUGUACAUAGUGAUCCACAUCCGGGCAAUAUUUUGGUGAAGAAAAACGCAAAUGGAAAAGUCGAUCUUAUUCUAUUGGACCAUGGACUCUAUGCCAAUUUAACCGACAAAUUCCGCUACGAAUAUUCCAAGCUAUGGUUAAGUAUUUUGAGAGUGGAUAAAGAAGCUAUGCGUCUGCACAGUAAUAAUCUUGGUAUAAAGGAUAAUCUUUAUGGAUUGUUUGCGUGUAUGGUGACAGGACGACCAUGGGAAACAGUUAUACAAGGAAUCACAAAAAUCAAAUACUCCGAAAAAGAGAAAGACACAUUACAAAACAAUACAUCUUUGGUGCUUCCACAUAUAUCGGAUGUCCUGGAGCAAGUCGAUCGACAAAUGCUUUUAAUUUUGAAAACAAAUGAUCUAAUUCGUGGUAUUGAGGCAACACUUAAGACUCAAAAUCGUAUGACUGCUUUUUGGGUCAUGUCCAAGUGCUGUGUUCAUUCUUCAUUUGCUGAACAAAAACGUAAUGAAUCUAGUCGUAGUUCAAGAAUCAGUAUGUCGCUGAAAGAACGUUGGGAAAUAUUUAAGCUAAAUAUUUACUACUUGUAUUUAGGGCUUAUAAAUUUUGGAUUUAUUGCUGCAGUUAAGCAAUUGAUGUGAAUACAUACAUAAGAAGGACAUUUGUUUUUAGUAAUUUAUUCUUUUUUUUUCCAAAAAACAAACAAACAAAUGAAAAGUAAAAAAUAAAAUAUCUUUGUUAUUUUUGUAUUGUUAUUUAAGAAACCGUAUUUCUUUAUUUGUUUUAGUAACUAGUUUAAGUGGAGACCUUUAUAUUAGUUUUUUUUGUGUUCCAUACACACUCUUUAUGUAAAUCACAUCUACCUACCUUUAUCAAAUUCAUAUUUUAUUUCAUAAAGCAUACAAAAUAAUGAAUGCCAGACAAAAUAUUAAAAUGAAUAUACAAAAUUUUCAGCAGCAGGUACAUAAAUGCCUUAUAAACACCUUUGUAUAUAUUUUACUUAAAUAAACCGGUAAAAAGAGAAAA
Messenger RNA from Eupeodes corollae, 2503 nucleotides. It is a transcript of the gene Adck1, whose product is annotated as aarF domain-containing kinase 1. The transcript is spliced from 2 exons. Gene Ontology annotation, biological process: mitochondrion organization; lipid homeostasis; protein phosphorylation. Gene Ontology annotation, molecular function: ATP binding; protein kinase activity. Gene Ontology annotation, cellular component: mitochondrial inner membrane. Lineage: Eukaryota; Metazoa; Arthropoda; Insecta; Diptera; Syrphidae. The coding region runs from base 571 to 2118 and encodes 515 amino acids. The record is from RefSeq and is a predicted model, not a curated record.